Messenger RNA from Pieris rapae (cabbage white), 4291 nucleotides. It is a transcript of the gene Pp2C1, whose product is annotated as probable protein phosphatase 2C 71. The transcript has 5 exons. Gene Ontology annotation, molecular function: protein serine/threonine phosphatase activity; cation binding; mitogen-activated protein kinase binding. Bases 263 to 2515 code for a protein of 750 amino acids. Gene Ontology annotation, biological process: protein dephosphorylation. Gene Ontology annotation, cellular component: nucleus; cytosol. The record is from RefSeq and is a predicted model, not a curated record. Lineage: Eukaryota; Metazoa; Arthropoda; Insecta; Lepidoptera; Pieridae.
GCGGAAAACAUGAUGGCGUCGGUUUUUUUCUUUUUUCAGUAGUUCUGACAAUUAUAUAUUCGUCUCACUUUUACUCAUUAUAAACCCCCUUAGUGUGAUGGGCACGCGUAGCAAUCAAUAUGUCCACGUGACCUGUCGUCAGUCUCGCUCACGUCUCGCUUCAUUCGCACCUCUCCUAAUUGCAAAUGCAAAAUGUGGAAUCGUUUGGAAUUAUAUAAAUUAGUUUCGUAUUGUGGUUAAGUUUUCUUGCUAUGUAAUUAAAAUGCCUGCGUCAAUUGGUGUUAAUUUACGCGUUACUGGCCACUGUAGCCAAGGCGGGAGAAAGUACAUGGAGGAUUUGUUUUCCGUUGCGUAUCAACAAACUGAAGAUGAAAGGGAUUUGGAGUAUGCAUUUUUUGGAAUAUACGACGGCCAUGGUGGAGGUGAAGCUGCUGCUUUUGCUAAAGAACAUUUAAUGGAUUCUAUAGUGAAGCAACGGCAGUUUUGGUCUGAUAACGAUGAAGACGUUCUCAAAGCAAUUCGCAAUGGUUAUAUGUUGACCCACUUGAACAUGUGGAAAGAAGUAGAAAAGUGGCCUAAAACAGUUACUGGUUUACCUAGUACAGCAGGAACAACAGCUAGUGUUGCAUUUAUACGACGUGGUAAAAUUUAUAUAGGACAUGUAGGAGACUCAGCUAUAGUUCUUGGAUAUCAGAAAGAUGAUUGUGAAAAAUGGGCAGCGAAACCUUUAACAUUAGACCACAAACCUGAAGCCAGUAUUGAGAUUGAAAGGAUUCAAAGAUGUGGUGGAAAAGUUGUAUCAAAAGCUGGAGUACCAAGAGUAGUAUGGAACAGACCAAGACCUGGUCACAAGGGACCUAUAAAGAAAAAUACCCCAAUGGAUGAGAUACCAUUCCUUGCUGUGGCAAGGUCAUUGGGUGAUUUGUGGAGUUAUAAUCCACAGAAUGAUGAAUUUAUUGUUAGUCCUGAUCCAGAUGUUGGAGUCUUGAUAAUAGAUCCAUCUAAGUUUCGAUGUCUUAUAUUUGGAACUGAUGGUUUAUGGAACAUGAUAUCCCCCGAAGGCGCUGUGAGCUUAGUACAAGCUACAGAGAAACAUAAUGAGGCUGCCUUAGUGAACUGUGGGAAUCAACCUCGGGAUUGGCUAAAUCCAUCUAAAAGCCUUGUCGAUCAUGCUCUGGAGAGGUGGUCUAACACUAGAAUGAGGGCCGAUAAUACUUCAGUUGUGACGUUAAUGUUAGACCCUCCGGGGCCACCUCGCGCCGCCGUUCUCCGUUCCCGGACAGCGGGGCAGAAGCCCCAGUCGCCACUAACACAUGCGACACCCUCUCAAACCGUCCCCACAAAACUUGAAGAAAAACCUGAAAAUGGAGAAGGAGAUAGUCCUGCCAAAGUCCCUCAAAACGGUCUCACAAUUAUGACGCGCUACUCUGACGUCGACAAACCGGUUCCCUCCACGGAUGACGCCGAGAGCGCCCCGCUACCCCCUUGUGCCACCAUUGACGGUAGGUUUACGGUCCCUCGGGAAGUGUCCCACGCCGAAGGUGAGAGCGAUACAAUAAUGAACUAUGGUAAUCCGGCUGAGUCAUAUUUUAUGGCGCGUUUGUUAAAUCGAAGUCGCGUAGUGAACACCUUAUCUGAAGUGUAUGACGAAAUAGUAAAAGCCACCCCGAAAGAUCCCUCGGAGACACGAGAACCCUCUCCGGGACCGACCACGAUACCGGAAGUGAAGACCGAGGAGCGGCCGCCCGCCGGGCCCCGACAAUCCCUACCUCCGGAGGAAACUCCCAACGGGGACGCGCCUGCGGAAUCCGACGACGUCAGUAUACAGAUCAACGAAGUGUCGUCCAGUUCACCCACGGAGGGACCUGCACGAAUGCGGGGCCGACGGUUCCGGGAUUUGAAGCGCGAUACCCCUCCCAAUGAUCGCGUGCUCCGAUCGCACCACGAGCCCGAGCCGCAGCGGCCGCAGACGCGUCAGGCCGCUACGAGGCUGCGCUCGCCCCCCGCACGGCCCACGGAGCGAGUGGUCAUCCUGACUCGACGGGAGCGAAGGCCGGCCGCGCCCGAGCCGCCCGACGAGCGUCGAGCCACGCGCUCUAAUACCAAAGUGACGCGUAGCACCAGCGAAGAAGCGCGCGCGACGAGCGUUCCUCCCGCGGCGGGAAACUCCGCGCGCGCCCCGGGGCCGUCGCGGCGGGUCCCGGCGGCGCCCGCCCGCUCGAAGGAGAACCUCGGCGCCCCCAGGCGAGGCCGCGCUCGCGUCGACCGCGCCCCCCCGCCGCGCCCCCCGCGCACUCGACGCGCCGGUGACCACGAGGUCCACUCCACCACGGACGACGCUCGACCGCGUGCGCUGCGCUCCCGCAACGAGGCCGAGCCGCCCGGCAAGAGACCGCGCUGCGAAGAAAAGCCGGCGACGGACAAGUGCGGCCGCGUGCUGGGUAAGCGCGCAUCGGGGCCUUGGGCGCCCUCGCCGGCGCUGCGCAAUCGCCUUCGGCGAAGACUCGUCAAAUAGUUAGUGAUAGUUACCUGUGUGUGUUACAACGGUGCCUUCAGUACUGCCAAAGUACUCUAUCGACUGUCGCUGCCCGCGACCCACUCGCGGUUCGCGUAUCCAAAGAUGACUGCGUCGUAUACGGUUAGAUUUCUGUUGUUUUGUUUUUUAUUUUUUCGCUAGUUUGAGCUCGAUCGGUUGGGGUCGAAGGAGUUUGAAAACGCUUCGCGGCGUCUCCGUUGUCUCCUACCGAUCGCCGCUUUCGUUAAUUGUAAUAUGACGGUAAACGUAAACAAUAGUACAAAAAUGUAUCACAUAGUUAAGACGAAAGCGUGGACCAGGCGACGUUAGCCCAAAUGAAUACAUAUUUAUUUAUCUAUAUUUAAUACUAGGAUCUGUGGUGUUGCAUUUAACUUUAUAUUGUGAAAAUUUAAUUUUCAUAGAAAAGUCAGAGGCUACAUUGUUGACCGGCUCCAAUAUAUUUAUAUUCAUAAAUAUCGAGAAUUGCUAAUUAUGUAGCUAGAAAAUUAAUGCGUCAGGAAUUAUAUAUUGUACAACAGUACUCUGAUAAAGGAAAUACAUACAUAUUUUAUAUAAUCAUGAAUAUUUUUAUAAAAAUCGCGGAAAUAAAUAUAUUGUUAGUGUUUUCCUUUGCAAGUAAUUAUUGGAUGAGGUUAUUCUUUUAGAAAAAGAAUUAUAAUUUAGUAAAUGUUCUCAGUUGUUGAAGAAAUUUUCUGUAAACGACGCAAUUACUUUUAGAAUCUUUAUAUAAGGGCAAAUUUAAAUUUUAUAUUUACGAUUCACUCUAAAAUAAAUUAAUAUAAGUUUAAAUUAAAACAAAAAAUAUUUUCAAAGCGUCGUUUUUAUUGCAUAGCCUUCUUAAUAAUAAUUUGCUUACAAUGUUUCAUUCUCUUUGGUGCUUUGUCUUACUCUAAAUUUUUCAAGACUACAUUACUUACUCUAAUGCAUUGUGAUCAUUAAACCAUUGAUUUAUGUAAACCAAAAAACCGUUAUUUUGUUGAUUACCCGUUAUAUAAUCAUAAUCGUUUAUUCAAUAAAAAAUUUAUGUAAAAAAAUUGCACUGACUCAAAUUGAUUUAGACUUAUAGUAAAAACAGGAGCCAAUUUAAUUGUUCCUUUUUAGGAACAGCUUAUAUAAAAUGGUUUAUUUGAGUAUUUGGCUGUUUGUUUAAGGUCCAUUAUUUACAAUUGUAUAUAUAACGUCAUAUAAAGAUAUGUGCCUCAUUUGUUACCGAUUUAAACAAAUACAUAGGUAAAGGUGUUUGAUAAAACGAGAUAUUAUGUAUUUUUAUUAAAAAUAAAAUUUUAUGCAGUGUAAACUGUUAAAGAGUAUAAUAUAAUUUAUUAAGCUAAUUGUGUAAAUGCGAUUUUACCACGCACUUGUGUGCAAUUUUUUUGUAAGUAUGGAAAUCCCAUAGUUUAAAUGUAAGUUUGUUUCUAAAUAUUUUAUAUUGUAAUUGAAACAAGAAAAUGACUUGAGUAAAUGUUUCUUGAGCUUUUUUUUGUUUAUCUUGUUAUAUAACAUAUCGUACACAACUUAAAAGUAUGGGAUUUGCAUACAAUAUUAGGAAUGCAAUUUUUGUUUGAUAAGGUGCGAUCGAAUGUUAAGUUUUAAGAGUAUGUAUUUGAUAUUUUUUGUGUGAUGGCCUUGAAUGUACUAGAUGUAGUACGCUAACCUUGGGUGAAGCUGAAACAAAUUUUAACUAUACUAGUAAUGAAGUAAAGAAUAAUUGUAGUCUUUAUUUUUUGAUUUAAAUAAAAUUUGUAUAAAAUUAAA